CUCUAUUCUACAGGGCGAUGCGCGCCCCCGCGACUCGCUGUAGAAAACAAAGCGUCUUCCAUUACAGCAGGAGCUGCAGCCCCCGGGAUCAUCAGUCAGUCACACCGGACAAACCUCUCGAAUAUGGAUAUACAGUGGAAGUAGUGUAUUAACAAACCGAGCCUGCCGGGCUAGGGUGCCGACGAGACAUCGGAGAACCGACGACACAGCGUCAGUCUUUCCUCGGGUCUUUGUCCCUCCACCAUCACCGCGAUCUCUCCUGCGAGCUUGUUCAGCUAGUGCUUACUAGCUGAGGCUAGGACGUGUCGCCAUGUUGUCGUUUAAAAGUAACUACUAGGGACGCCUGUCUCCGACGGAACCGCAGAAGACAUCUCCACGGUCCCAGCGGGUUGUCAUCGGGACCGUAUUCGGUGUUCUCCCCGGACCCAGGUGACCAGGUGUCGGCGGGAUGGCGGAGCAGGGCUACACCUCCUGGGCAUACUCCCUGGUGGACUCAAGCCAGGUUUCUACGUUCCUCAUCUCCAUCCUCCUAAUAGUUUAUGGCAGCUUCAGGUCAUUAAACAUGGACUGUGAGAACCAGGAGAAGGAUAAGGAUGGAAACCCAACCGCACCAGGAACCUUCAACAAUGGAGGCACAAACAACAGCAUUUUCCCAGGUAUUCAGACCAUCGACUCCACGCAGGCUCUGUUCCUGCCCAUAGGAGCCUCGGUGUCUCUGCUCGUCAUGUUCUUCUUCUUCGACUCGGUACAGGUGGUCUUCACCAUCUGCACUGCAGUUCUUGCAACAAUCGCAUUUGCGUUCCUUUUGUUGCCAAUGUGCCAGUACCUGACUAGGCCAUGCUCACCACAGAACAACAGGAUCUCCUUCGGGUGCUGCGGGCGAUUCACCCUCGCUGAGCUCCUGUCCUUCUCCCUCUCAGUCCUGCUGGUGCUCAUCUGGGUGCUCACCGGACACUGGCUGCUCAUGGAUGCUCUGGCAAUGGGCCUCUGCGUGGCCAUGAUCGCCUUUGUGCGGCUCCCCAGUCUCAAGGUGUCCUGCCUGCUGCUGUCUGGCCUGCUCAUCUAUGACGUCUUCUGGGUGUUCUUCUCCGCCUACAUCUUCAACAGCAACGUGAUGGUGAAGGUGGCCACGCAGCCCGCGGAGAACCCCAUCGACGUCCUGUCCAGGAAGCUGCACCUGGGGCCGGGCAUGGGCCGCGACGUCCCGCGCCUCUCCCUGCCCGGCAAGCUGGUGUUCCCCAGCUCCACGGGGAGCCACUUCUCCAUGCUGGGGAUCGGGGACAUCGUGAUGCCGGGGCUGCUGCUGUGCUUUGUGCUGCGCUACGACAACUACAAGAAGCAGGCCAACGCGGAGUCGGCCACGCCCGGCCGCAUGCAGAGGGUCUCCUACUUCCACUGCACCCUCAUCGGAUACUUUGUUGGGCUCUUGACCGCCACGGUGGCGUCCAGAAUCCACCGCGCGGCCCAGCCGGCCCUCCUCUACCUGGUGCCCUUCACCCUCCUGCCUCUGCUCACCAUGGCCUACCUAAAGGGGGACUUGCGGCGCAUGUGGUCGGAGCCCUUCCACACCAAGGCCAGCAGCUCCCGCUUCCUGGAGGUAUGAUGCAGUCCUGCGGCCCACCCAGCGCCCCCAUGGGAGGAAGGACCCUCCCUCACCCCCCCACCCUGCCCUCCCCUCGCCUGAGGGGGGAGGAGGGCCCCUCGGAGGGAGAGGGGAAGAAGGAGGAGAGGGAGAGAGAGAGAGAGAGAGAGGUCAUGUUCUCGCCAUCACUUCAUGCUUUCGGCCCCCCCCCCCCAGCCCCUAGGAAGGACACCAGGGCGCAGACCCGGGACACCCGACAUGAUUCAUCGCCAGUCCCUCCCCCACUACCUCUGUCGUCUCUCUCUCUCUCUCUCACUCUCCCUCUGUGUUUAUUUCCUGUUCUUCACGGCAUGUCAGGAGUAGACUGUAUACCGCAACUUCCGGUUGGUUUUGUUCCCCUCUGCCUCUUCUUUUCACCUUGCUGUAAAUUUAGUGUUUUAGCCCAACUUUGCUCUAUGACUCAUUCCAUUUUAUUACGCCUCUCUGGGCAUUCACCCUAAACCCCUUCCUCCUGUCCUCAUUAUCCCCACCCUGGUUCUGAACCCCUCCCUCUUGUUCUCAUCACCCCCAGCCUGGCGUAAACCCCUUUACUCCUUGCCUCAUCACCCUCACCAUGGCUCUAAGCCCCUCCCUCCUGUCCACCUAACUCCGACUCUGGUUCUAAACCCAAGGUCUAGAUGAGCUCUCACCUGCUUAUUAUGUUGUGUUCUGGGUCCCUUCUCCCCGCUCCUUCAUUUCACUGACUCGGAUGAACUAGCGCUACAGGCUGACAGCCCCCCCUCAUGGUCGGAAGACUUAACAAGGCUGUUUAUCUUUCUUCUCUUAUGUCUUUUUUGUCCUGUUCUUUUUUUAAAGCAUCAUUGUGGUCACCAUUCUGGUUAUGUUGUUUAUUAUUAUUAUUGUUUUUGUUGUGGUUAUUAUUCUGGAAUGAAUUCAAGGAACGUGCAGUGGAGACGUAGCGCUGCAGCGCUGGGACGGACAUUCAAGACGUUUGUGGAGGUUUCCGGAAGUUUGUGACGCAGGAAAAGAGUUUCCUCUUGUCCUGCCUCCAUUUCAUCUAUCCCCCAGACUCCCCCUCAUCCCCUCGACAGCUCCACACAUCUCCGUUCUCCACACUCAGACGCAAUAUGUAUUUUAUUUAGUCAAAUUUGUAUUCUUGGCAUAUACAACAAAAAAAUGAUGCAUUAUAAAUUUUUCGAAAUGGGCUCCCUGUUGAUGGGGCCUCAUCUAUUUGUAUAUAUGUGUACACAUGUAUUUGUGGUAUCAUGAGUUGUAUUUGUGUUUAAAAAAGAAAAAAAAAGAAAACAAGAUAAGGUUUGCUUUAUUGAUUUCUUUUCACCGUGUAAAGUUAAUCUUAUCUUUUUCACAAGUUGUUCAACGAUGUUCAGAAACUAACAAUGGCCACCAGCCAAAUGCUGGUUAAGUUUGGCUGGGGAACGUACCUUAAUCUAAUUUAUCAGUGGGCAACCAUCUUUGGAAAUGUAUUUUUAUUUUAUUUUUUAAACGCUGUAGCUGACUUAGUGCCAGGCUGGCGGGUUGUGGAGGUUUCCUCUACGGUGGCUGAAGGGGACAAUAAAGGUUGUUUCUCUGCCAUUUUUUUUUUUUUGGCUUGGAAAGAGGAGUGGGCGGUUUUAAAAAAAAUUGUUUUGCUUGUUUUUUAAUUUGCGAUAUGGAAACGUGUAUAAAAAAACCGGUUACAAGUAGUGUCAGGUUUGACCCAGGUGUGUUUAACAACAACAAUGUUGCAUAGAAAACAUUGUGAUCAUGUCUUAUGGAAACAAGAGUUCCUCAGAUAUACUAAAAAAAUGUAACUAAAAGAAUUGUUUUUGUUUUUUGUUUUUUACUGGGGCACAUUUUCUUGUAUUAAAAAUGUCUUGGGACAAGAAGAAAUGUAGACAGCUGUUUUCAACUGAGUUUUGAUCAUAUUAAAAAAUACUAUGUUUCAAUUGUAUAAAA
Molecule: messenger RNA, 3538 nt
Organism: Gadus macrocephalus (Pacific cod)
Lineage: Eukaryota; Metazoa; Chordata; Actinopteri; Gadiformes; Gadidae
Gene: sppl3
Product: signal peptide peptidase 3
Exons: 11
Coding region: 449-1603 (384 amino acids)
Biological process (GO): membrane protein proteolysis
Cellular component (GO): Golgi-associated vesicle membrane; cytoplasmic side of endoplasmic reticulum membrane; lumenal side of endoplasmic reticulum membrane
Molecular function (GO): aspartic endopeptidase activity, intramembrane cleaving
Source: RefSeq, a predicted model, not a curated record